This is a messenger RNA of Musca domestica (house fly), 2611 nucleotides long. RefSeq names its product protein ecdysoneless (gene ecd). The record is from RefSeq and is a predicted model, not a curated record. Lineage: Eukaryota; Metazoa; Arthropoda; Insecta; Diptera; Muscidae. The transcript has 4 exons. Bases 203 to 2305 code for a protein of 700 amino acids. Gene Ontology annotation, cellular component: nucleus.
AAUUGCCAUCGGGUGUUUGUCAGAUCUAUAAGGAAUAUAACAAUAGUUUUGUUCAUUUGGGGCAUUUAGGAGCAAGUAGCCAAUUAAAAAUAUGUGGGCAUAGGGCAAAUACGAUAUAAGACUACUGAAAAUAUAACUACGUGCUCAAAAGUUAUCAAACGUUUUAUUUCCUAGGAUUUUUGUCCGCCUUUCUUCAAUUAAAAUGGACAAAAUAUUUGGGGCAAACCUAGAAUUUGUUCGGGAAGAUGAUUACGUAGAAUAUUUCAUAUUUCCCAAAUUGGAUUUGGAUAAAAAUGAAGACAAUGCGGUUCGCAAACAGUUGGAAGAAACACGCACAAAAUGCAUGAGCAUUGUGGAGAAGUUGACAAAGGAGCGUGAUUAUAUAUGGCACAAAGAUGAAUUUGAAUUGCGUGUGCGAACUUGUUCCCCACAGGAAUUAUUGCUUAACGAUGAGUCAACGACGACAACAAAGGAAAAGGCAGCAAAUAUUACCCGAAAACCAUCCGACCAAGAUCGAUUGCCACCACAUUUGCAUGGCGUUACUCAUUAUGGUGAUAAUAUAGCCGAUGAAUGGUUUAUUGUAUACUUAUUAAGCAAAAUUUCCCAGGAGUUACCUACGUUGGUAGUGCGUGUCAUAGAUUCAGAUGGAGAAUUUCUUCUAAUCGAAGCCGCUGACUUUUUGCCUAAAUGGGCCAAUCCCGAUACUUGCGAACAGCGUGUGUAUAUAUGUGAAGGUUUUGUUAACUUGGUUCAGAACUCUCCCACAAAUACAUCAAAAAUAAUGCCUAUCUCCGAAGCGGUAGAAAGAAUUCACAAUAAUCCCACACUCUAUAAGGUCUCUAAAGAAAUACAGAAUUGUAUUACAGGCAGAAUAAAAGAAUUCGAUAGCACCAAGAAUGAUGCUCUUCAUCAUCAAAUUGUGCGCCUUCCUUUGGGCGUUGCCAUGUUAUUAAAAACGAAUCCAUCAUUUAUUUCGGCAGCAGUCCGAUCAUUUUGCGAACGGGAUCCGAUUGAUUUGAAAGCAUGCCGCUCGAUGCGUUAUUUCCCUCCCGAACAGAGAGUUCGAACUAAUGUUUGCUUUACCAAGUGUCUAUAUGCCAUGAUUAUGCAUAGCAAUUAUGUUCCAGAUCGUAAUAUUGGUUGGAAUUUAUCGGGCAAUCCUAAUUCCGAGGAAUAUAAAGAGGAUUUGCUGGGCAUUAAAGUUGCUUGUGGAUUCGAAAUAUUAGCAUCUCAGGCCAAAGAUGCAAACAGUGAAGAUAAAUCACCAGCGUGGAAGGCAUACGUCAGAAGUUUACAAGCCAAAGGAUAUUUUAGAGAUAACAUUGAGGGAUCCGUUGAAUAUCAACGUUUGCUGGAGCAAGCCAAAAAUUAUUACAAGGAUAAUCAAAGUCGUUUUCGUACUGCACCAUUAGUUGGUAAAGAAAUCCUAGAUUUAUUGCGAUCGACGGAAGUAAAUAUCGAAGAGUUGAGAGAUGAGGAAAAUAAUUUGAGGCCAAGUGAUAGUGAUGAUUGGCUUAACAUCAGUGCGGAACAAUUGGAUGCUAUGCUGCUUGAUCGUUACGGUCCCAAAAAACUUUACAAAUCGAAUGGAGAUAUUAAUGCUGAAGAGUUCACUAAAAACAUUUCAGAAUUUCUCGAAAAAGAAUCGGCACUGGAAGGUGUUGAACGUGAUUCUGACGACUAUAGUACAGGGGAAGAAGAGAAACAUGCCGAGGAACAACGUAAAAAGAAUGAUGCUACAUCGUCAAAAACAAAAGUGAAAAAGAAUCAUUCAAUGCGCCAGGCAAUGCGUAAAAAUCCUGUCAAUUUGAACAAAUCAAACAAUUCAGAACAUGAAGAUAGCUUUACUACGCAGGUGAAGAGUUUCUUAGAUUUUGUCAUACCCGAAGACAAAUGGGACUCAAAUUCGGAAAUGAGUGACUACGAAGAUGAAGAGGAUAUGGAGCGUAAUUUUGCAGCCAUGCACGAAGUAGAUAAACAAAUUGAUGCCGACAUUAAGGCCUAUAUGGAUCAAAUGGAUCGUGAAUUAGCCAAUACAACAAUUGGCAAAUCUUUUGAUAAAACUAAAACACAUAGCAAAGCCAAGUUGGCCACAGCCGAGGAGUUUGAUGACAUUGAAGAUUUCGAACCCAUUAAUAUUAAUGUGAAUACUUUGAAAAAUAUGAUGGACAGUUAUAAGUCGCAAGUUGGCGGCAGUGGUCCAGUGUCAAAUCUUCUUAAUGCAAUGGGUGUUGGUAUGUCUGCAGCUGCUGCUGAAGCCAUGGCCGGAGAUGAUAAGGAUGAUUUGAAAGAAUCAUCUGUAUAAAAUCACAUAUCUACAUUUUCAAUUUUGUAUAAAGUAUUUUGCUAAGCAUUUCUUUGUAUUUAAAUGAAAACGGAAUGGAAAAACAAGUUAAAAGGUGUAGCCCCGGAAUACACUUUUUUCAUUUACAAUUUAAAGCCGUCGCAGUUUCCAAUACAGGGUACUUAUAUUUAAAUAUCACUCAUUUGAGGAAAAUUUUAAAAUAAUUUUCGCUCUCUACACUCUAUAUUUAUGAAAAGAUAAAAUAACGCAAUUUUUUUUCCUAACAAUUGUGAUUUUUCAAUAAAAGUUUUACUCUGGCUUAGUGAA